Molecule: messenger RNA, 633 nt
Organism: Wasmannia auropunctata (little fire ant)
Lineage: Eukaryota; Metazoa; Arthropoda; Insecta; Hymenoptera; Formicidae
Product: guanine nucleotide-binding protein subunit beta-2-like
Exons: 3
Biological process (GO): G protein-coupled receptor signaling pathway
Cellular component (GO): heterotrimeric G-protein complex; cytoplasm
Molecular function (GO): signaling receptor complex adaptor activity; protein binding
Source: RefSeq, a predicted model, not a curated record
GUGUUGUCGGAAAUCGUUCGACAGUCGACGAUUUUCACAUGUCGAACGUCGGUGGCGUUUCUUUCCCACAUUUUUCUGGGCGCUGGUGAAACUCUGUGCCGCUCGAAGGGGGAUAAAAAUGGGCAAGGACGACGCCGAGACUAUAGCCCUGAAGAAAGAACUGGAGGAUCUCAUCAACAAGUGCAAGGAAGAACAAAAGAAGCAACAGGAUACAACGUUGGAGCAAGUGUGCAGCGGGGUGGCGGAUGCUUCGAAAGUUAGACUGUCGACCAAGAAGAUGCUGAAGGGGCACAUUAAUAAGGUCAACUCGGUACACUACAGUGGCGACAGUCGACACUGCGUGACCGGAUCGUUGGACGGGAAGCUAAUCAUCUGGGACACGUGGACCGGCAACAAGGUGCAGGUGAUCCCGUUGCGCUCGGCCUGGGUGAUGUCGGUGGCUUUCGCGCCGUCCGGCAACUUCGUCGCGUGCGGCGGCAUGGACAACAUGUGCACCGUCUACGACGUGAACAAUCGCGACGCCACGGGCUCCGCCAAGAUCGUGAGGGAGCUUCUGGGCUACGAGGGUUUUCUGUCGUCCUGCAGAUUCCUCGACGACAAGAACAUCAUCACCGGCUCCGGCGACAUGAAAAU